This is a messenger RNA of Vicia faba (fava bean), 828 nucleotides long. Lineage: Eukaryota; Viridiplantae; Streptophyta; Magnoliopsida; Fabales; Fabaceae. The record is from the annotation of a GenBank genome assembly.
AUGGCUGAAAUUUUGAUGAAAACAAGCUUAGUUUCUUCUUGGCACGGAAACAGAAAUCAACAACUUCAAAGGGCUUCCAUGGUUCCAUCUUUGAAGUUGAAAUCUCAGUUUCUCAGAUCUUCUUUUUCUUCAUCUGAGUUUCAUGGCAAAAAACCUCUCUUUCGUGUAUAUAGAUCAAUACCCAAAAGGAUCAAUUCACAGUUUUCAGUUUCUGCUGCUCCUAAGAUGACACUUAGAAUAGGGAAAGCUCAGAAAUGGUGGGAAAAGGGUCUUCAACCUAACAUGAGAGAGGUGACUUCAGCACAAGAUCUUGUAGAUUCACUUUUAAACGCAGGGGACAAGCUUGUGAUUGUUGAUUUUUUCUCUCCUGGUUGUGGUGGCUGCAAAGCCCUUCAUCCUAAGAUAUGUCAAUUUGCAGAGAUGAAUCCUGAUGUUGAGUUCCUACAAGUGAACUAUGAAGAGCAUAAAUCCAUGUGUUACAGCCUUAGUGUUCAUGUUCUUCCUUUCUUCCGGUUCUAUAGAGGCGCUCAGGGUCGUGUAUGCAGCUUUAGCUGCACCAAUGCCACGAUCAAGAAGUUUAGAGAUGCAUUGGCCAAACACACUCCAGAUAGAUGCAGCUUGGGGCCAACCAAAGGGUUAGAGGAGAAAGAGCUCAUAGCUCUAUCUGAAAACAAAGAUCUUUCCUUUACAUACACGCCUCAACCUCUGCAUACCCCUGAAGAGUCCAGGACCGAAGCUGUCCCUGCGAGUUCUGAGUCGCUUCCUUUACAUUCAUUGACAUCAAACUCUGAAGUAUUGGAGAGAACCCUAACCAGUGCUGGGAGAUGA